AAAUAAAAUAAAAACUCCGUAGUCGAUAACAUAUAAUAAAAACAAACAUACCAAUAUUUUUUAUUACGAUAUUUUCUAGACGUACAUUCGUAACCAGUAUUGAAGUACUUUAUCAGAAUAAUUAAUUAUAGAAAUGAGACAGACUAUAAGACUGCGGGUUCUGUUAGUAAAUAUUCUUAUUUUAAAGUCAAUUAUGUCACUGGAUAUAGAACGAUUCGUAAUAGAAGAUACGAGUGACCCGGCAGACCAGUUAAAUUUUAAAAGAAUUCUAGAUAUUAUUUCUAGAUCUAGAGAGAAGCCGCACACUUAUAGAAGGAUGGACGAACGAGCUGAGAAAAUUAAAUUCUUGUACAAUUUUCUCAGGACCAAACUUGGCCCUAGUAAAAUAAAAAAAAUUCUUCGUGACCAAGGUGAAAGAUCCAGUGUUUCUAAGGUGGACUUAGAAGGAUUAAUCGAGAAUGAACUUAAAAACGCACUCGCUUUGAAAUCAUCAGCGCUCAAUGACCGACCAGUUCUCCAAAAAAGGGGAAGAAAUGAUUUUCUUGUGAUGAAACCUGAAGUUGUGGACCCAUUUGUAACUGUGGUCCCGAACAAUAUUUAUUAUAACAUUGAAAAGAAAUGUGUUAAUUGGUUAGACGAUUGUAACCUUCAAGGUAUAAGGGCGAGACUGCUUCAAAAAGUUAAAUCUCCAUUUAAAUAAAACUUUUUCCAAAUAUUUACCUAUGUACACGAUACAUGGUAGCAAGGUUUAAGACUAAAUAAAUAUAAUAUAAAAAAAGACAUUCGUAAUCCUUUAGGCCUCAAAUAACGUUUUAUAAUUUAAUUGCAAACAUGAGUGUUCUAUUUAAAGCAUGUACGAUUAUGAAUAAGGACUACGAUAUAAAAUAAAACAAUUUUCUACAUA
Molecule: messenger RNA, 904 nt
Organism: Pieris brassicae (large cabbage white)
Lineage: Eukaryota; Metazoa; Arthropoda; Insecta; Lepidoptera; Pieridae
Exons: 2
Coding region: 134-700 (188 amino acids)
Source: RefSeq, a predicted model, not a curated record